Molecule: messenger RNA, 4067 nt
Organism: Carassius carassius (crucian carp)
Lineage: Eukaryota; Metazoa; Chordata; Actinopteri; Cypriniformes; Cyprinidae
Product: sodium-dependent multivitamin transporter-like
Exons: 16
Coding region: 374-2251 (625 amino acids)
Biological process (GO): biotin transport; sodium ion transport; pantothenate transmembrane transport
Cellular component (GO): membrane
Molecular function (GO): sodium-dependent multivitamin transmembrane transporter activity
Source: RefSeq, a predicted model, not a curated record
UACCUUUUCAACAGGUAUAACACAUUCUGAGAGUCUUUUUCUCCUUCGGGAAUUACGGAUGAUCACUUUAUGGGAGCCGCGAUUGAGGUAGUGACACGGUGACGUUUCAGCGUGACGUCGGAAGCACAUGUGCAUCAACUAUGGAGCAGCAACCUUUACUGUGAUGUCAAGGAGAGUAGGAGUAGGGGUGGUCUGAACCGAGACUGCUUAAGCCUUUCUCCAUUCAUCGUUCAUUAUUCAUCGGAUGAACUCUGACCGAGCAAGUCACCUACUAUCCUUCAUGAUGACCCAAUGGUCAACUGUCCACUGAUCCUCCACUGAUCAUCCAGGGGCCACAUCACUCGGUGUGCUCCUCUCCACUCCUCACGGCAUCAUGGGGGACGUAGUCCAGAUGCACUUCAGCACAGUGGAUUAUGUGAUUUUUGUUCUGCUGCUAGUGGCCUCUGCUGGAAUCGGUCUUUACUAUGCCUUCUCAGGGGGUCGUCAGAGGACCACACAGGAGUUCCUGCUGGCCGACCGCAGCAUGCGCUGCCUUCCGGUGUCCCUUUCACUGCUGGCCACCUUUCAGUCAGCGGUGGCCAUCCUGGGUGCCCCAUCUGAGAUUUACACACAUGGCACGCAGUAUUGGUUCCUGGGCUGCUCUUACUUCCUGGGCCUGCUCAUCCCUGCACACAUUUUCAUACCAGUUUUCUAUCGGCUCCGUCUUAGCAGUGCGUAUCAGUAUCUGGAACUUCGUUUUAGUAAAAGUGUUCGGAUAUGUGGCACUUUGACCUUCAUCUUUCAGAUGGUGAUCUAUAUGGGAGUUGUUCUGUAUGCUCCAGCACUUGCACUUAAUGCAGUAACAGGUUUUGACCUUUGGGGAGCAGUGCUGGCCAUAGGAUUGGUGUGCACACUUUACACAGCUCUGGGUGGUCUGAAAGCAGUGAUCUGGACAGAUGUGUUUCAGACAGUUGUUAUGUUUGCGGGGCAGCUGGCAGUGAUUAUAGUUGGUACCCAGCAGGCAGGUGGCAUCGCUGAAGUUUGGAGGAAAGCACAAAACGGCAGCCGUAUCUCAGGCCUUGACCUGAACCCCGACCCUUUAGAGAGGCACACAUUCUGGACUCUGGGAGUGGGGGGGGUUUUCCUCAUGCUGGCCCUGUAUGGAGUGAAUCAGGCUCAGGUCCAGAGAUACCUCUGCUCCCGCACAGAGAAAGAGGCCAUCAUGUCCUGUUAUGCGGUGUUCCCAUGCCAGCAGAUCGUGCUCACAUUGGGCUGUUUAAUGGGUCUGGUUAUGUAUGCUCGAUAUGGGGAGGAGAGCCCACUGGAUCAGGGCUAUGUCAAAAGCAAUGACCAGAUGGUGCUGUACUUUGUAAUGGAUGUGUUGAGAGAUCUUCCUGGUUUACCAGGACUGUUUGUCGCCUGUCUGUUUAGUGGAGCCCUCAGCACAAUCUCAUCUGCCUUCAACUCACUAGCAACGGUCACCAUGGAGGAUCUGAUCAAACCUCACGUACGACCCAUGACGGAGGCCCGUGCCACCCUGUUAUCAAAAAUGCUGGCUCUUGCCUAUGGUCUUGUGUGUCUGGCUAUGGCAUACAUCGCCUCUUUAAUGGGCUCUGUGCUGCAGGCAGCACUCAGUAUAUUUGGGAUGGUGGGUGGACCUCUUCUUGGCCUUUUCUGUCUGGGGAUGUUUUUCCCUUGGGCCAAUUCCACUGGUGCUCUGGUUGGGCUGGCAUCAGGGCUGGUCAUGGCUUUCUGGAUCGGUAUCGGCAGCUUUGUUUCACGAAUGUCUGCAUCUGUACCACCGGUGAUAAAUACCACUGUCAUACCUGAUGUGGGAAACAUGACAACAGCUGUGAUGAUGACACUCAUCACAUCUAAACAGAGGCCUUCUGGAGUUCAGGCUUUGUACUCUCUAUCAUACAUGUGGUACAGUGCUCAUAAUUCUGCCACAGUUGUUGUGGUGGGACUACUGGUCAGCUUUCUUACAGGGCCCUGGAAAGAGAAAGAUUUAAACCCAGGUACGAUUUACCCUGUGCUUGGCAAUCUGCUGUUCUUUCUGCCCCAACGCUACAAGGAGAAACUCUGCUGCGUUACUCCACUGGAAGACAAUUCCAAAGGCCCGGACCAUCAGCCUUACCAGAUGGCCCAGAAAGAGAGCAAUGGCGUUGCCUAUACUAAAGAGGAAGACAAGCUCAGGGAAGAGGAAGGAGAAAAGAUAACCGCCCAGCCUACUUGUAACCUUGCCCAUAGAGUGCAGGAAACAGCUUUGUGAAAUAUCCCUCACAGCGACAAACCCAAAGGGUCUUAGUUUCCCACAGGGCUCUGGGAAGAACAAAAUCUCAGUUUUCUCCUCUUGAAUUUGGUAAUAACCUUAAGUCCAUAAGUUGUGGGUUGUGCUGUGGUCCCUUUACAAUAUUGGUACGCUGUGCCCUCAACUGCCAGUGAUUGAGGCGAGGGGUUGUCUUUUUUAUAUGUGAUACUUUAUGAUGUUUAGAUCUUGAACAAAUUGAGAUGUGUUGAGCUGAAGCGACACAAGUGAUUACAUGUCUAGUUUACAUGUCCUAUAUUGAAUCUCAAGAAUACUCGUUGAAUAUUGCUGGUCCGUUAUAAACAUACACGCACAAAUCAAAGAAAUCAUGCUGAACGUCAGGUUUAAGAUGAAUGGUUUUCACCAGAAAGACCACAGUUUGCACAAAUCUGUAGUCAUUUCAUUUCAGUGCCAUUCAAGUUUUGGGGUUUUUCUCUCCCAAAGAUUUUGCUUCUUCCAAAGUUCACUACACUGGCAUUUGCAUUCUGUUUGCCUUGGACGCACUACUAUCAGUGUGUGUUACCUAAACUGAGUUCAAAGUUAACAGUGACUGAAGAAUUGCUAAUAUUGCAAAUUUAAAUGUGGUAAACUUUUAGCUUAAUAUUCAUGAAAAGACCAUCUGCAAGUGAUAGAUACAAUGAAUCUAAUGCAUGUUGAAUCUAGUUCCCUUUAUUGAAGCCCAUUGUUUGUGACAAGUGCCUCCUCAUUUGAAUGUAUGAUGUAGUUUUGUGACUGGAUUGUUUCAUCAUCUCAUUCAAAUGGAGCAUGGGCCUGACCCUGACCAUUUUUAAGUAUCUGGACACCUCACUAUUGAAUUCCCAUGAUGCUUUGAGUUGUAAGGGCCUGGUUAACUAUACUUUAGCAUCUCAAAAAAGAAGUUUUAAAUUUGCCUGGAUUUAACAUUAUUUUGGAAUGGAUGAUUUUUUAGAAAACGGUCAUUUUAGAACUGUUCUUCGUGAUGUAGACAAGCUCUUUAAAUGUUAUAAUAGCCUAUUCAAAUGUGUGAUCUUAGAUAUAGAAGAUACUUGUCAUGGUAUCAAGACUAACUGUUAUAGAAUUGAAACCUCAGUGCGAGUUACUGACCAUAAUUCUCAGUAUUAGCAUAUGGAUCGAUUUGGUUGCACUCGUUUUCUUGUCAUUUGAUUUGUUGUUGUUUUUAAUGUUUUAGAGGUGUUUUUUUUUGUGCUUUGCUGUCUAUAGUCUAAUUUUAGACCUCAGUCUAAGCCAUACCAUUUGUAGUUGCUGUAGGAUUCCUAAGUCAUUGUAUUGUGCCAAUGACUGGAAUGAAAGCUUUCUCUAAACCUGUCACAAUCUCACAAGCACAGGCAGUCAGUUAUAUAUUCAGGUUAUCCGCUCUGGGUCAACGUUUUGUAGAAGUCUCACAUCUACUGGUGUUUCUUUUUUUGUUUUGUUUUUAUUGUGGGUGUAUCAUCUUGGUCUGGCAACAGGUUUCAGUUUAACAUUCAUCUCCAAAGAAUCAUCCUAUGUGGAAUCAUGUUCAUCACAUAUGGAGACACAAGAAGUCGGUUCACACAGAAAGCGCUUUUGCAUUCCAGUGCGGUGUGUUUUUAAAAAUAGUUUCCAAAGUAAACACACUGUUGCGUACGUAACUCACUGCUUUUUCAGCAUCGCACUCAUGAGCGAUAUGUUUUUACACUAUUACAAUUAGUUAAAAUUAAAGUGCUAAAAUAAAAGCAUUCAAAAAAAGUUUUUUUAAGUUAUUUCUAUCGAAUGAUUAAUCGUGAUUAUUUUCAUCCAAAGUAAGUUUUUGUUCACAUAA